This is a messenger RNA of Guyanagaster necrorhizus, 1461 nucleotides long. RefSeq lists its product as uncharacterized. The transcript has 6 exons. The record is from RefSeq and is a predicted model, not a curated record. Lineage: Eukaryota; Fungi; Basidiomycota; Agaricomycetes; Agaricales; Physalacriaceae. Bases 243 to 1361 code for a protein of 372 amino acids.
GAAGACAUUCCAGGAUCAAGGCAUGACGAUUGGAGACUGGUUCAACGUUGUUGAUGCUUUAUUAGAAUACAGCGAUAACCCCCUUGUUUGAUUUUUGCCAGGGUGGGUUGGCAGUCAACGUAUCUACAUGUACUUCUUAAGUUCCGAGCUGCAUCCUACUCACAUCCACUGAAUCACUACUUCCGAUCAACUCAAAUACGUCAAAUGAUAUUCGCUCUUCUUCGUAAUAUUUCAGAGAUACGAUGAAUUCACGCAGAUGCCUUUUUUUUUCAACGACGCACAGGUCAGGCAACAGCUUGAGGCGAUGUGUAUCAGGGGCAAAAUACUUUCCGGGCUACCUUCUAACCUCCAUCAUGUUCAAGGUGCGUGAAGCCCAGCGACGAUUCGUCAACACCGUACGCGUACCCUCCUGUACCCGAAAGGAGCGUGCAUUAGUACGCGAACGUCACCGAACCAGUGGAGGAACCAGCCCAAAGACCCUCGCAGAUGAAUUCGGAAUAUCUACUACAGCUAUCAGUAACUAUAUUCGGAAUGCUUCCAAUGACAAUGUUGGUUGGGACCAAGAGUAUGUCGACGGCAGCAGACCGGAUUUCUUCGGUCUUGAUUACGGUGUCAAGGAAUACAUAUCUUUGAAGGCUGAGAAUCUUCUAGAAGAUGCAGGUCUUUCGGCUUCAUCCGCAACCGUAAAGAUCUCAUCAACCAAUGACGUGCCUGAAAAGAGUACCACUGCGAAACAGGUGCCUUCCCAGGCCGGAGUGGAAAUCGACGGCUCGAGUGAUGCCUCUUCGCAGGGUUCUCCCUCUGAACAGCAGGACUCUACCUCGUCUACGCCCUCAUCCAAUGAUCCGGAUCCAUCGGUCUCUUCUGAUUCCAACAUUCCACCCGCCAUUUCUCGAAAACGGCCGCGGUCGCCUUCUGCUGCCUCUUUGCACAUACCUCCGGCCAUUUCCAGGAAAAAGCCGCACUUAGACGCUUGGGAACCAAAGACUGACGUUCUGAAUGCCGCCGAUUCCGGACAGGUCACCCUUUCGGUAGUGGAAAUUUCAACUUCGACGGUGAUACCUUCAACUCCAACUUCUAAGCCUGUAACAGCUCCAGCCGGACCCAUAACGCGCCGAAUCACUGGGCGUAGGGGCCCACUUGUAGUCAAGAGUCGUCCUGCGCCUCAUCCUCCCUCUCACAAGUUGAAACCAGCACAAUCUAAUGCUACUUCUAACGGUGCAGUAAGCUUGCAAUCCAAAGGAAAAGGUAUCAAUGUCAUCGUUGUUUUCCCGCACUUUUGUAAUGAUUCACCCGCAUUUUUCAGAAAUCCCAACGAAAUCUAUUCUCACCAACAAAGGUUUAGGACAUCCGACUGUUGACGGAUUCCUCCGUUCACUCAACAAACUUCAUGCCAAGGCACAAUUCGACAAGUGUGGCAUACGUACCCACCAGGACCUCCUUGAAGUGUCUCGACAGAUC